UUACCCUCAUCAUGUCACUUUCUCCCAUCUAAAACCUGGCAUCCCGCACUGAUCACCUUCUGCCCACUGAUGGCUCUACAGCUGCGAAGGGCUAAGCCCAGUGGGACAGGUGUGCGGCCGGAAGUCCCGCCCAGCGGAUGUGAGCCUGGCUGGCGCGCGGGCGUGGGAAACCCAGUCAGGCGUCGUGGUCUAGGCUGCCACAGGGACGAGCUGGUGUGGGCCUGACAGGGGCUCUGGGUUCCAGGGUGGAGAGGCCAAGGUCUCGGCUUCCCGCCUUCCGGUGGUCGGCUCCUGGGGCGGAGCUGUGGUGGCGGGCGUGGCCCGCUUCCCUGGCUCACCUGAGGAGGUGGAUUGAGCUGAGGGCAGGGGCUUCCCUGAGCUGGCGCCAGGCCCACGACCUGUGAGGGGGAAAAGGUCGUCCCCAUCUGCCCAGUCGGGCGGCUGUGUGCGUCCGGGCUGCUCCCCGGGAUCCCGGGGCGGGGAAAGCGGCGGCCCCCACGGGGGAUUCGGUUUGGGAGGAAGAGGACGGGAGCGCGUGCCCAGCAGCAGCUGACGCUGGGAACUGGGCGAUUGCUCCUGGGAGGUCCGCCGGAGCCGGGCUCGGGAGGCGUGCAUGGUGCCCCGCGGAGAGCAGUAGAGGAAAGUCGUGGGCCUGCCUGCCCUCCUCACAGGCGUUCCUUCUUCCAGCUCUUUAGGUGAGCCAGGCCUCCGGAGCCUGGAGCGAGAGCGAGGGAGCCAUAACCCACGGAAAGACGGUGGACCCGGAGGCUGGGAAUCCCGGGCGAGCCGUGAGGGUGUGCGCCCCAUAUCCUAUCCAUCCAGUACAGCAACUGGUUCCUGGGACCCUCUAUUCCCUGGGACCUGAAUGGCUUAUGUCACACUCGGAGCAGAAAAGUUGAUAGUGCACGUUACGUGCUUGCCUUUCUGCUCCCGUUAGAGGGUGCCUUCCACAGUGUAGGAUUCCAAGGCGGACGGACAACUUACAAGUGGAAGUGAAUGCUAGGAUUUUCAUCUCUGCCAGCCCCACCCAGGAAGAUAUUUUUGUCUCUCUUGGGGGAAGGGAGAUAUGUAGAAUUUUUCCCCCCACAAAGCUUUUGAUGUGACCAAUUUUAGAGUAGCGAAUUUCAGGGGCUGACCUAGUGUUUAAUGAUAGACUCUACCUUGAGUCCCAUACCCAGGAUGAAAGAGGUGUGCAGAACACUAAUCAACUAGUUUUCUUAUUUAUGUUCUCUAAUAGUCUUCCUAGUAACGUUUGCACCUGACCUUGUUGGUUUGGAGAGUAAAUUAAGUAAACCCUUUAAGGAUGGUGUGUCCUGUUAUGUAAAAACUUACCCCCGCCCCGUGAGAUCAGGGUAAAAAAAAUUUACAAUCUCAUUGUUAGUGAUGAUUUGUACCCACAAAACUACUGAAAACAUUUCGUAAUUGCUUGAGUGGGAACAUACUUUUGACUUGGGAAGUGAGCUAUUUUUAUAAUAUUAUAUAAAAUAUUUUUAUAUUUUUAAGUAUCAUUUUGUAAUUUUUUUUUUUUUUCUGAGACAGGGUUUUUCUGUGUAGCCCAGGCUGUCCUGGAACUCAUUCUGUAGACCAGGCUGGCCUUGAACUCAGAAAUCCUGCCUGCCUCUGCCUCCCAAGUGCUGGGACAUUUUAUAAUUAUUUAACCUUUUGAAAAUGACAUUUAUUUAUUUAUUUUAAUGACAUCUAUUUGUGUGUGUAUGUGAAUGUACAUGUAUGUGCAUGCAUGUACGGGUUAGCACAUGUGUGGUUAGAAGUUAACCAAUGAGAGUCUGUUUUUGCUUACAAUGUAGAUCCCAGGGAUUGUCCCUCUUGAGUUUGUGAGGGGUUUUGUUUGUUUGCUUGUUGGUUUUGAGAGAGUUUUUUUUUAGCUCCUGCUCCCCCCCCCCCCCCCCCGGCCCCUUGCCCUUUCUUUUCUGGAACUUUAAAUGUAGCUCAGAAUGGCUUCAAACUCAGGACUCUUCUUCCACUCCCUUUCCUGCCUGAAUAUUACAGACAUGCACCGUCAUGCCCAGAAUAUUUCAUUCCUUAAAUUUUUUUAAACAAGUGGACUGCUUCAUGAAUUUGUGUCUCAUUCCUAUGAAGGAGCUGUGCUAAUCUUCUCUGUAGCAUUCCUAUUUUAGUAUAUGUGCUGUUGAAACAAGCAUAUGGGCCAGAAUAUUUCUUAGAAGCUGAUCUAACUAAAAAUGCCCUAUCUUAUAGAUGAAAUAUAAGGGAAAAAGACAAGCAUGGAAAGUGAGAAGCCAAAGAAAACACAAGAAAUGAAGACUGACCUGAAGUUACUGUUGGAAUGUCUGAAGUAUCACAUGGGCAACCCUUUGUCACAAAAGGAAGUUUUGAUCACGAUUCAUUCAGUUUGUAAACAAAACAGUGAUGCAGGUAUUUAUUUCCGGGAAAUUGGUGGUUUGAUGUUUAUAAUAAACCUUGCAAAGUCAAGUGAGCAGAGCUUGGUAAAAGAAGCAGCCUUAUACACAUUAGGAUCUAUUGCAGAAGAAAAUGUUUACUGUCAGCAAUCUUUGUGUACUUCAGAAUUAUUUCAAGAUUUAACCGGGCUCUUAACUAAUGAUGAUUCAAACACAAAUUUGAAAAGAAUGUCUGUCUAUGUUCUUUUGGUUCUGGUUUCAAAUAAUAGAAAUGGACAAACUCUUGUGAGAGAAGUGGGUUGUAUUGAAGUUCUGUCACAGAUGUUCAGGACAGUUCUUUCCAAUUAUGAGUUGAAUUUGUCAGAUAAUAGUGUUUUCCAGAGCUAUCUGCUAUGGUCGUCUGUGUGCAGUACUCUGUGUGUAUGUGUCAACAAUCCUCAAAAUGAUGAGAAUCAAAUGCUUUGUUGUUCACUUUUUCCAUGUGUUAAUGAAUGGCUAAUGAACUGCAUGAGACCUGAGGUAAUUCGACCUAUAUGCUCAUUUAUUGGACUUACUCUUGCAAAUAAUACACACGCUCAGAACUGCUUUGUCUCUUCGGGUGGACUGGAUGUUUUGUGUCAAGUUCUUGUGCAGCUGGAGUCUGAUUCACACAAUACUCUUUCCAGUGCUAAGCUUGCAGUCAUAGUGACAAAGACCAUGGAUGCAUGUAUUACUGAUAACUCAGCUGCUUUUACAGUGGUAUUAUCCAAGUACCACAUUGUUUCUACACUUCUGGCAUUACUGCUUCAUGAAAGUCUUGAUUCAAGAGAAAAAUUUAGCAUCAUACUUGCCAUUGGUCACUGCACAGAGGAUUGUGAGAAAAAUCAGUAUGAACUUUUAAAAAACAAUGGGCUUCCAUUGAUGAUACAAGCCUUAACUGAGUUUAAGAAUGAAGACCUAAGCAAAGCUGCCACUUACGUGCUUCACAACUGCAAAAAAAUUACUGGGAAAUUAUCUCUAAGUCUAGGACAGAAUUCUUUUGGUGAAAAUGAAAUUGAACUAAAGGACAUAAGCGAAAAAGAGACUCUUAGAGAGCACUGGAAGGCAGCAAAGGAAAUUCUAUGCAGAAUAAAACAAUUUGAAAAAGGAGGGAAAGAGGAGAAGCAACAAAACAGGAGUGGACACUAUAAGGAUAAUACCCCAUCUAUGAAAGUAAACAUACAGACCAAUUUGAAACGUCUCUGUGCAGAUAGUACUGGAGGUACCAGAGCAGAAGAUAAGGAUAUAAACCAGUCUAGAGAGCUUCGCAGCUAUAAGCCCAGUGAAAUCAUGUCUAAAGCUUGUGCAAAUGAAAACCAACUGACGACUCGGAAGAAGAACACAAAUCCAGUUCAUCCUUUCUGUAAGGAGAAAGGGCAGAGUAAGAUUGUACAUGAAACCACUCCAAGCUGUGCUCAAAACUUAGACAAGGAAAAAACCUUUGACCAAAAGGAUUCUGUUUCUCAAUCGAGUGACCAGGUCCUUAAACAUCUGCCUCAUACUGUCAAAAAUAGAAAGCAGGUACCAGAAACAGAUCCAUUUACAUUGUGUUUAGACAUAAUAGAUAGAGAAGUUGGUAUUCAAGCAACUGACAGCUGUUCCAGAAUGUUAAAAUAUACGUGCUCAGGUUGCAUAGUAGCAAGAAAACUCCUCAACAGCCGAAAUUUUAGCAAGUUUUUGCACUCAUGUGCAUACCAGUGUGUUCACCAUAAAGUCAUUAUGGAAGCUGAAGACAAAUAUAAAAAUGAACUAAGGAAAACAUUUAUCUGUGCAAAAAAAAUUUUGCUGACUCCCUGUAGAAGAAGACAACUUUGUAAAGAAUCUACUGCCUCUGAAGAACUAAAAAUUGUUCAUCAAAAACCAGAUAGUAAAAAACUUCCAGGUUUGGAGGCACAGGCCUUAAAUACCAGCAUUCCAGAGGCUAUGGAAAGAAGAUCACCAGUUCCAGGCCAGAGUGGACUACAUAAAAAAAGAAGAAUUCGUAAAGACUUUACCAAAGAAGAAGUAAAUUAUCUUUUCCAUGGAGUUAAAACAAUGGGAAAUCAUUGGAAUUCAAUUUUGUGGUCUUUCCCCUUUCAGAAAGGACGAAGGGCUGUAGACCUUGCUCACAAAUACCACAGGCUGAUCAAAGGCCCCAGCUGUGCAGCCCUGUGACUGGAGGAGAUUCGGUCCUUUGUUUGGACUCUUAAAAUAGAAUUUCUUAGGAGAUAAAAUAUGUUAAAAUUUCUCCUUAACUCUUGUGAGACGGGGAAUGAUGAAACAGAAAUAGUUUAAGUUAAAUGAUUUUUGUGAUAUAAACUCUUCAAAAUGAUACAAUAAUUUAUAAAGCAAGUGCAUUUUCAGUGUGGAAAUUAGAAUCCCUCCGUGAGGUCAAAUGUAAUGUGCCUUUACUUUUCCUUAUGGUCAAAGACCAGCCUUUAAACAUCACUUAGCAUUGUAUUGCCACAAAUACUGUGUGAGACGCUGCAUUUCAGUAUUUUUGUCUAGUGCCAAAGUCCACCUUAGUACUGAUAAGUUUCUCAAGCUGUUCAGCUAAGGCUCACACCCAACAAAUAAACAGAUGGCAUUUUGUUAAUUGA
Messenger RNA from Mus musculus (house mouse), 4972 nucleotides. RefSeq names its product telomere repeat binding bouquet formation protein 1 (gene Terb1). The record is from RefSeq and is a predicted model, not a curated record. The coding region runs from base 2241 to 4547 and encodes 768 amino acids. NCBI's taxonomy places the organism in Eukaryota, Metazoa, Chordata, Mammalia, Rodentia, Muridae. The transcript has 18 exons. Gene Ontology annotation, biological process: meiotic attachment of telomere to nuclear envelope. Gene Ontology annotation, cellular component: nuclear inner membrane; nuclear envelope; chromosome, telomeric region.